Molecule: messenger RNA, 2051 nt
Organism: Bicyclus anynana (squinting bush brown)
Lineage: Eukaryota; Metazoa; Arthropoda; Insecta; Lepidoptera; Nymphalidae
Product: testis-expressed protein 9
Exons: 6
Coding region: 172-1317 (381 amino acids)
Source: RefSeq, a predicted model, not a curated record
GACACUAAAGAAUGACAAUCAAUGGCCGAGUUUAUACUUCUUUCAAUAAUAAAAGUUCAUUUUUAAGAUUACUUUGAUUAAAUGGCCAAAAUUCUUACACAUCAAGUGUAAAGUAUUAUAUCACGUUAUUACUUAACUUUAAAUCAAGGACAAAGCUCCAUUUGCUGUAAAAUGGAUUCCGAAGAUCUCUUAGCUCGUGAAAAUGAAUUCAAAAAACUCAAUAAACAAUUAGAAAAGAAAACAGAAAGCUUAAUGAAAGAAAUUGAAAAUGUUAUGCAAAAACAGGACAUAUUCUCAGAGUUUAGUAGGCUAACUCUGAGUCCCGCGCAUAGCAACACCAAGAAGCAUUGCUGCCAAACACCCCAAUCAUCAAACACAGUUACACCAGAAAAAAAAAGUUCAACACCUUUCAAAAAUAAAAACAAACAUCAACAAAAAGUUCCUAUUACAAAUACAAAUUCAAAUCUAUUAUCCUACAAUACUAGUAAUGAACUAGUGAAUGGAUACAAUAUAACAGAAGCCACAGAAACUGGAUGUAACAAUAUAACAAACUGUAGAAAUAUUAAAACAAAGUGUAACUGUGAAUGUUACAUUCUAUGUACUGAUAGUGAUAAGAAAAGAAAUGAUGAUUUUGAAUUUUUAUACGCUUUUGUAUCUGUUAGCAUUAAGGAUAACAUAAUGCCAGCAUCUUUUUUAAAAGAUAAUUUAACGGUAGAAAGUAUAUGCAAGUUUUUGUCUGCAAAAGUGAAAUUGAUGCAAGAACAAAUUGAUAAGCUACAGGCGACUAUAGAUAAGAAGGCAAAGCAAUGUGAUAAACACAUGAGCCAUCUAGCCGAGUUGGAGAGUGAGAGACUGGGUCUACUGAACCGCGCGAACGGAUUGAGGUCUGAAACAGCAGACAUGAAGGCCAAACAUGCGGCUAUACAAAAUAGGCUCAAUGAAAAAGACCGGCUCUACAAAGAGCAAAGGAGUGUGACAGACAAACUGACGUCAGAACUGAAGCAGCUGCGAUCUAGAAACGUUAGUCUCGAGGCGCGGUGUGCGGCGCAGGAGGAAUCUAUCACUACCCUCAAACAACAGCUCGAGACAGCCAAAAUGACAGAAAAGGAGUUUCGAGAUUCCACCCGCGCCCUCUCGUCCUCCCACCAAGCGACGACGCAGCGUCUAGAGGCGCGCGUGAAGACGCUACAACUGUGCGCGGACAGACAGAGCGCUCUCAUAGACAACCUGAGGAAACAGAACGCGCUGCUACAGACUGACGGUGCUUUGAGGACCCUGGAGAAAGAGUAUUAUGAAUUUUUGAAGCAGGACUUGUAAUUUAAGGACACAUAAGUUAUGUUUUGACGCUCUAAAAGAUCCAAUACCAUUUCAUUUUAUUACCAGAAGAAUGUUAAAAUUGCAAGUGGAUCUUGCAUUUCCACAAGAGGAGAAGGCCAAAGGAGAGAUAAGUCUGUACAGGGAACAGAUGAUAAGUCGUCGAUGCAGCAUCUAGAGGCUUGCGUAAAGACGCUUCAACUGCGCGUGGACAGACAGAGCGCUCUCAUAGACAACCUGAGGAAACAGAACGCGCUGCUACAGACUGACGGUGCUUUGAGAGCUCUGGAGAAAGAGUAUUGUGAAUUUUUGAAACAUGACUUGUAAUUGGACACGUAUGUUAUUUAAACGCCCUAAGAGAUUGACCUGUUUCAAUAAAUAUUCUGGAUCUGCCAAUGCCAUUUCAUCAAUAUGUUAAUAAACAUUACCCUUCUUGCAGUUGGGUAAAAACGAGCGAUGACAGUCAUAUUUCUAGAAAAAAGUUGAAAUUGCAUGUGGAUCCUUCUACUCUUGACCCAUGUUGAUGUAUAUUCAUUUGGUAGGUCUAAGAAUAGGAUAUCUCUUGUUCAUAAACCUAAGUGUUCCACUUAGGGUGGUCCAUCCAAUAUUUGCGGUUUUUUUAAUAAUCCCUAGAAAUAAUUUGAAGGCAAAACAACUUUUGCCGGUCAGCUAGUAUUUUAAUAGUGUUUUAUACAUAACAUACAUAAAAAGUACAAAUAAAUAAAGUACAUGAAGUA